This is a messenger RNA of Larimichthys crocea (large yellow croaker), 3029 nucleotides long. It is a transcript of the gene b3gnt7, whose product is annotated as UDP-GlcNAc:betaGal beta-1,3-N-acetylglucosaminyltransferase 7. The coding region runs from base 416 to 1669 and encodes 417 amino acids. Gene Ontology annotation, biological process: poly-N-acetyllactosamine biosynthetic process; protein O-linked glycosylation. The transcript has 2 exons. NCBI's taxonomy places the organism in Eukaryota, Metazoa, Chordata, Actinopteri, Sciaenidae. The record is from RefSeq and is a predicted model, not a curated record. Gene Ontology annotation, molecular function: hexosyltransferase activity; UDP-glycosyltransferase activity. Gene Ontology annotation, cellular component: Golgi membrane.
UUUAGGGGAAUGCGCUCAAAAAAUAGACAAUCAAAAUCAUCAAUAUAUCAUGUUAUUAUUAUUCUUAGUAUGUAUCAUGCUCAUGGAUUAGUGUGUGUACACGACGGGUUGGACCCCUGUUCAUUGAUCAUCCACGUCUUGUGUGUAUGUGGGCUACGUACGUGCGUCCGCCUUUAUAAAGGGGAUCAGGGAGGGAGUGCGCGCAGACCUCAGCAGCAGCGCAGAUCACACGUCUGCACCGCCGGGCGAGCGACACGGGACUGAUGGAAAGGAUUAUUUGAUCAUUUUGUACAAAGAGACUUAAAACAUCGCUCUUUUUUUUUCUUUUUCUUUUCAAUAAUCGGCUUUUUUUUUGUUUUGAUUGGUUUAUUCUCUUCAAGAAACCAUCACAGAUCGACUAAAAGCAUAAGAGAAAAUGAUGAACAACCGAGAUCGCUGGAGGGUGUACAAGAGGGUGAGUGUCAUGUUUUUCCUCGCUGUGGUGGCACUAACUGUUGUCCAGAGAGGCAGCAUCAAUAUGGGGACUCCCUUUGAACUCGAGAGGCAGGCACGCAUGGAGGUGGAAAGAGUGCAGUCUGCAACUGCUCUUGGAGAGAAGACUGGCUUGUACCACGAGAUAAAAAGCUUCUGGAAGUCUAGUAAACACAAACUGGUUCCUAAAGUUCAGGCCACCACAGAGGAGCCUAUGAUCACUGAGGGCAGCAGCCCCAGAACCUGGGAUGUAACCAGUUCCAACUGUACUGCCAACCAUAACCUGUCAAGUCAGGACUGGUUCAGGAGCCUGGAGCAAAAUUUCAAGCAGUUCAUGCUUUAUCGACACUGCCGAUACUUUCCAAUGCUCCUCAACCACCCAGAGAAGUGCACAGGGGACAUAUAUUUGCUCAUGGUAAUAAAAUCUGUGGCAACUCAGCAUGAUCGCAGGGAAGUCAUCCGAAAAACCUGGGGCAAAGAACAGGUGGUUGACGGCAAGAGGAUUAAAACUCUCUUCCUUAUUGGUAAACCUUCCAAUGAGGCAGAAAGAGCAAACCAUCAGAAGCUAGUAGAGUACGAGGACUACAUCUACAGGGAUAUUCUCCAGUGGGACUUCAUGGAUAGCUUCUUUAACCUCACUCUUAAAGAGACUCACUUCCUCAAGUGGUUCCACACUUACUGCCCCAGAGUACGUUAUAUCUUCAAAGGGGACGAUGACGUCUUUGUCAGCGUGGAGAACAUCUUUGAAUAUCUAGAGAGCACCAAUCAUGCAAAGAACCUGUUUGUGGGGGAUGUGAUUUUCAAGGCUAAGCCCAUUCGUAAAAAGGAAAACAAAUACUAUAUCCCCCAGGCUUUGUAUAAUAAGACACACUACCCUCCUUAUGCAGGCGGGGGUGGUUUUCUGAUGGAUGGGACCCUGGCAAGGAGGCUUCACUGGGUGACAGACACCCUGGAGCUCUACCCCAUCGAUGAUGUCUUCUUGGGCAUGUGUUUGGAGGUGCUUCAGGUCACUCCUAUAAAACACAAUGCCUUUAAGACGUUUGGCCUGGUGAAAAAUAAGAACAGUAAACUAAACAGAGAACCCUGUUUCUUUAGGAGCAUGAUUGUGGUGCACAAGCUGCUCCCAUCGGACCUCAUGCACAUGUGGAAUCUGGUCAACAGCGACCUGGUCUGCUCGCAAAAAGUGGAGAUCCUAUAGCUCGAUGGGUAACACCAGGUGAAGACAGCGCCAACAAGAUGAGCUGCACCUCGGUGGAUACUAGUAUGAUGCAUGAGUCAAAGGCAGACUUCCCAGUAAAAUCUCCUUUAUGUGGAGAAGGACUGUGGGCAAUAUUUCAAUUUGCUGUUUCUGUGCAGUAAUGCAAUUUUUUUGAGGAUUUUUCUCAAACAUCAAAGUAAAUUAUAUAGAGUUUUUUUUUUAUUUAGAAUUGUGUAUUUAUAUUGGCAUUGUGAAGAACUCACACUGUCAGCAUGCAGAUUCAGAAACAAUGACCAAAGGUGAGCUGCUACAUCAAUGGGAGGACAGCCCCCUCCCCAGCCCCUUUUUGUGGCCAACACCUAUAUUUGUUCUUCGAUACGGUGGUGGUUUUUCAUUGGCCAGUAACCAGUAGUAACCUGUAGUCUUGUGGCAGUGGCAGCUGGCACCAAACCACCAAGGAUAGCAAACCCAUUAAUGUGAAUACACAUCAAAAAAGUGAAAAAAAUAUAUAUAUAUAUUGUGAGAACGAGUGGUAAACAAAACCAUGAAUAUGUUUUAUUUUCUUUAGCAUAUUGUGCUUUCGGAUAUGUCGGAGGGAAAUAAUGUUUGACUUAGUUUAAUCUUGAAAAUAUAUGGGUGCACAGCCUGUAGAUAUGUUAGCAUUAUGGGUUUGUAUUAAGUGUUACACACUGCCUUCACUCUGACCGGUAUGGCAUGCUGUUGAGGCUUCAAAUAGCUUCAAGUAAGAGAAAGAAACAACUCUCUCUACCUCAGUGAUUUGGUUAAGAAACUUCAUUUUCAUCAUUGGUCACCUUGUGUAACCAUGAUUCUGUUAUCUUCACAUGGAUUACAUCUUCCUAAAGUAAGAUUUAAAUCACUUUUUGUACCGUAGAGGUCCUUGCACUCGUUUUUUUUUUUUUUUUUUUUUUUUUUUGGGGGGGGGUGUGUGUGACUGACUUGAUCUGAUGUCUACUACUCCCAUACUACUGUAAAUUUAAAAAGGAAAUGUCUAAACUACUUGUAUGCUGUCUGUGGAUUUGAAUGUGCUGAUAUACUUGACAUGGAUUUGGUAGAGGGUUUACAAUGACACUGUGAACUAAAACUAUUGCUGGUACGAGUUUAUGAUAUGUUAAUUUAAUCAUACCCCAAUAAAAGGGGGUAAUGUGGGGUCCUUCUAUUUAAUUUAAAGCAUCAGAUGAGGAUUAGUAAUGAAAUGUUCAAUGACUAUAAAGCUGAAUGUUGUGGGUGUAGUGGGUGAUGAUUAUGUCUAGGUGAUGUAAAUAUCUGUAAAAAUCAAAAUGUACAUAGAAUGUCACUUGUAAAUAAACAUCUCGACAAUACUGUCGUCUUUGAAAAUCUG